CUCUAACGCAGUUAAGGAUGCAGGACAAGUGCAGCGCUUCCAGUUCUCCUCUGAGCUCUGACUGUGGAAUAAGUCAUCUCUGCUGAGCCAAAUGACAGGAGCUUAUGUUCUGUCGCACCCUUGCUCUUCGUCCUCCCUCUCCCUGUGCCAGGAAGGUAGUGUCAUUAAGAAUGUGACACUGUGAUCUUCUCUACUUCUGCUGAUGUGACCUGCUGCAUUUUUUUAAUCUGUGCUCCUCUCUUCCGCUCUGAGCUGCUGUUUGGCCACAAGAUGUUAGCUCUUAGCGUCAGCUGUCAGCCACCGACACUCUAAAACCUUUCUAAGAAGGAGUCGUUUAAGGGUGACCUUGUCCUCUACCCUCUUCUCUGGGUCCAUCACCUCCCCCCUGCAGACUGAGAUGGACAGCGGGCUGGGGGAGUUUGCCAGGGGUGUGAGGUUUAGCAACAGGGUUUGUGAUGCCAGAGAGUAAACGAAGAGGACAGGAAGUAGGAGGAGGUGCAGGCGGCUGCUCACAGGACAAGUGGAAGUUAAAGAAAGGAGGCAGCCGCUCAGCCAUCCCGGCACUCUUCACCAUCACUGAGGAAGAUGAGGGGCGGAAGCGGAAAAAUGCUUCCAGAAAGAAGAAAAGAGCUUCUUUCUACUAUAAAUCAGAGGACGGCAGGUUGUCAACGGCCACUCACCUGAGCUCCUCCAGCUCUGGACGCACCUACACUCCCAGUCCCACUCCAAACUCCGGCCAGACAAUACUCUACGACAGCCCCACCAACAAUGCCUCCACUAAAACAGACUCGUUACUCUUUAACAAGAUUGAUGAGAGACAGAGGUUGGCCCGUGAACGCCGGGAGGAGCGUGAGAAACAGAAUGCUAUCAAGGAGGCCCAGUGGCAGGCACGUGAGGAGCGAGCCAGGCAGCACUACGAGAAGCUCCUGGAGGAGAGGAAGAGGAAGCUGGAGGAGCAGAGGAUUAAGGAGGAGAAGAGGAGGGCCGCUGUGGAGGAGAAAAGGCGGCAGAAACAGGAAGAUGACAGGAUCCGCCAUGAGGCAGUGAUACGCAGAACAUUGGAGCGCAGUCAGAGAAGCAGACAGAAACCCAACCGGUGGUCGUGGGGAGGAACGCUGCAGCCAAACACUACCAUCACACCAGCCGAUGGCGACAGACGCUCGGUGUCCACAAUGAAUCUAUCCAAACAUGCAGACCCUGUCAUUACUAAGCGCCUCUCCUCCUCCUCUGCUACACUCCUGCACUCACCAGACAGAGGCCUACAGAUGAGAACAGCCUCCACCCCUGUCAUUAACAAAGCUCAGUCCAAACCUCGCCUGCACCCAGGAAAGACCACCCCACGCAGAGACUCAGGCCUGCGCCGUCUUCCACUGACGCCGUGGGAAAGCAAUGUCGUGAAUCGCCUGCAGCAGCCGACACACUCCUACCUGGCCCGCAGUCGCAGCGCAAUGAGUCUGUCUGGAGAGCAAGCAGUGUCUUGCCAUCCCAUGGGCUCCAUGUCCUUCAAGGCCCUGCAGGCUCAGCCGCUGCCUCACUGCCGCAGCCAGGACAGGAGCCUGAGCAGGGAGACGGCCUCGUCGUCCAACACCACACCACGCAGGAGGACAACUGGAACUGUGCAGCCACAGAAAAAGGACAAUGUCCGAAAGUCUUGGAGCAACUUGUCCCUCCCAUUGACCCCUAUCAUGGUUGUUCCGCCCACUAAACGCUCUUCUUCUCCAGUCAAAAAGAAAGUUACAGCUCCCUCUCCUGGCAGGCCUCCACAGAGGACACCAGUGCGUCCUCCCACCCCCAAACUUCUCAAAUCCCCAGGAGGGGACGACUCCGGGACCCUCCAUCCUGUCACAUUCACAGUGGGCAAACCCUGUUCUCCCUCACCCACUAGAGACCAGGAGGAGACUGAGGAGCAGGACGAGGUCCUCUGUCCUUCUCAGCCACGACCUCAACCGUUGGGUCAAAACAGGGCUUCGAAUGAGCAAAAAACCCCAUCCUCAACAGUGUCCAAUGAGAGCUUUAGCAGUCCUCCUGCCCACAGGCCCUCAGCAGGUACCACAGACCCGGAGGAGGCGAGUCGUAUUCUCUCUGAGAACCGAAGACUGGCCCGCGAGCAGAGGGGAAGAGAGGAGAAAGAGCGCCAACUGCUGGAAGAGCAGCAGAGGUAGGCCAAAGAGGAGAUGGCUCGACGAAAGGCUGAGGAGCGAGCAAAGAGAGAGGAGGCGGCUCAGCGACUGGCUGAGGAGAGGAGACAGAGAGAGGAGGAGGAGAGGAAGGUGGAGGAAGAGAGACUUCAGAGGGAUAGAGAGGAGGCAGAGAAGCUGCAGAAAGAGAAAGAGGAAGAAAAGUCACGACAGAGGGAGGAGGCAGAGCGACUGCGACAGGAGAGAGAGAAAAUCCUCCAGCAGGAUGAGGCUGAGCGACUGGCACGGAAGAAGCUUGUGGAGGACAUCAUGAAGAGAACAAGACGUUCAAACACAGCAGAGAAGAAAGACAGUCCCAGCAGCAAUGGAGACAGUUCAGCGUCGCCUGCUCCAUCUGCAGUGACGGUGUCGUCCACUCACAGCAGCAACGGCAACAUUCAGCAGCCUGAGUCCAGCCCCGCAGUGCUGGUCCACCCUGAGCAGACGUACGGGGAGAAUGGAGAGUUUGAGGAGGUGAUUGUUCUGCCUUCACAUUCCAGGUUGUCUCCCCCUGAAGGAGAGGAGGAGCAGCACAGGCAGCAAGAGAAUGAGGAGAGAGCUCCUGUCAUAGCCUUUAAAGAGAAUGGUCUCCUAAAGCCACUGAGUGGAUUAGAGGACAUCUCAGCUCUGCAAGGUCCAGAUGUUGCAUGAUUUUUUGACUAGACCCCGAUGAUUCCACAACCUGAGAAACAAGACGAGGAGAAACACAGAGCUGUUGGACUGAUACAGAGGAAGAACCUGCAGCACCAGAGGUUGACUUUCUCUCCUCACCUUCAGCAGUAAACACCACAGUCAUGUCCCAAUGAGGGAACCUCAGAGAUGAAAUCCAAUAUCCUCUCCGGAGAAGAAGUUACUCUCUGGAAAACUUUUUGUUUGUUUCCAGCCUCAGCUUCACCUGGUUCUGACCUGAAUUUACUGAAUCACUAGGUGACAAAAACAAUAAAUCUCUUUGCAUGUGUGAAUGAUAGUCUAAUAUGAACAUACGUUUAGUAAGACGGGAUACUUAAUUGUUGUUGGUGAAACAUCACUCAAAGCUCUAAAGGUGUUACAGCAUGACUACAGUCAGAGACAGUCGUGUGUCGUCAACAGUGUUGACAUCAGAGGUUGAAUCAUUCUUUGUUCCAGUUGGCAGCGUAUCAUGAUGAUGAAAAUGAAAAUACUGCGUUCUCAAUCAACUCAGAAUCAGUGUGUGUACUACUGAUUACACUGAAGUCUUAAUUGCUGUAAAGAUGAAAACAUAUUUUGUUUGUUCCUCUUUUCUUCACCGUCUAUUCAGAUUGAAAACUGUGUCUUUGUCUCACGUGUCUCAGCUGAGUCUCUCCAUCCUUUCACUGAGCCAGUGUUGAACCUUAGUGGAGUUUAAACACCUCAUGUGUUAACUUGUCCUUUUUCUCCUGGGCACAGAAAUCAUUGUCAAUUAAUUUUCUGGUGAGAUUUUUUCUGACAUAAUCUAAUCCUUUUUUGAAAUGAAGAAAUGCUGCUAAUUCUUUUGUUCCUCUGCCUUAGCGUGUUGUGAGAAGAAUGUGUCUUGUCCUGACUUGGGUGCCGCUGAACUAUAAAUAUGCAUUCCCACUGAGCUUUGAUCACAACCGUCACACUGGCUUCCAUUUAAUUUAUUCUGCAGGGUGAGAAGAUCACAAUAGAAGGGCCGCAGUUUCUGAAAACCCUUGUCUUUUCAGCAUUAGUUUGAGUAAAACUCUGAAUUUCAAAACUCUGUUGUUUCUUUUGACGUUUAGUUUUCUAACCUUUGCACUUUUUCUGAUGUAUAGAAAUAUUUUGCCAGUAGCAUCGAAUGGAAGGAAACUUUGUAUCAUUUACAUUCUGGCUGUUAAAUACUGGUUCAUCUGCCGGUGGUUUAGCAUGCCUUU
Molecule: messenger RNA, 4045 nt
Organism: Cynoglossus semilaevis (tongue sole)
Lineage: Eukaryota; Metazoa; Chordata; Actinopteri; Pleuronectiformes; Cynoglossidae
Gene: map7b
Product: microtubule-associated protein 7b
Exons: 19
Biological process (GO): microtubule cytoskeleton organization
Cellular component (GO): microtubule cytoskeleton
Source: RefSeq, a predicted model, not a curated record